Messenger RNA from Closterium sp. NIES-65, 7170 nucleotides. The record is from the annotation of a GenBank genome assembly. NCBI's taxonomy places the organism in Eukaryota, Viridiplantae, Streptophyta, Zygnematophyceae, Desmidiales, Closteriaceae.
AUGGACAUGGACAUGGACGUGGACAUGGACGUGGACGUGGACGUGGACGUGGACAUGGACGUGGACAUGGACGUGGAGGACUUGGACGUGGACAUGGACGUGGUCGUGGACGUGGCCGUGGACGUGGACGUGGAGGAUUUGGACGUGGACGUAGACGUGGACGUGGACGUGGACGUGGACAUGGACGUGGACAUGGUCGUGGACGUGGACGUCGACGUCGACGUGGACGUAGACCUGGACGUGGACAUGGACGUGGACAUGGACGUGGACGUGGACGUGGACGUGGAGGAUUUGGACGUGGACGUGGACGUAGACGUGGACGUGGACAUGGACGUGGACAUGGUCGUGGUCGUGGACGUGGACGUGGAUGUGGACGUGGACGUGGACGUGGAUGUGGACGUGGACAUGGACGUGGACAUGUACGUGGACAUGGACGUGGACAUGGACGUGGACGUGGACAUGGACGUGGACAUGGACGUGGACGUGGACGUGGACAUGGACGAGGACGUGGACGUGGACGCGGACGUGGACGGACGUGGACAUGGAUGUGGACAUGGACGUGGCAUGGACGUGGACAUGGACGUGGACGUGGACAUGGACGUGGACAUGGACGUGGACGUGGUCGUGGACAUGGACGUGGAGGACUUGGACGUGGACAUGGACGUGGACAUGGACGUGGACGUGGACGUAGACGUGGACGUGGACGUGGACGUGGACGUGGAGGAAUUGGACGUGGACGUGGUCGUGGACGUGGACGUGGACGUGGACGUGGAGGACUUGGACGUGGACAUGGACGUGGAUAUGGACGUGGACGUGGACGUGGACAUGGACGUGGACAUGGUCGUGGACGUGGUCGUGGACGUGGACGUGGACGUGGACGUGGUCGUGGACGUGGACGUGGACGUGGACGUGGACGUGGACCGUGGACGUGGACGUGGACCUGGACGUGGACGUGGACGUGGUCGUGGACGUGGACAUGGACGUGGACGUGGUCGGGACGUGGACGUGGACGUGGACGUGGACGUGGACGUGGACAUGGACGUGGACAUGGACGUGGACAUGGACGUGGACGUGGACGUGGACAUGGACGUGGACGUGGACGUCGACGUCGACGACUUGGACGUGGACAUGGACGUGGUCGUGGACAUGGACGUGGAAAUGGACAUGGACAUGGACAUGGACGUGGACAUGGUCGUGGACGUGGACGUGGACGUGGACGUGGAGGAUUUGGACGUGGACGUGGACGUAGACGUGGACGUGGACGUGGACAUGGACGUCGACAUGGUCGUGGACGUGGACGUGGACGUGGACGUGGUCGUGGACGUGGACGUGGACGUGGACGUGGACGUGGACAUGUACGUGGACAUGGACGUGGACAUGGACGUGGACAUGGACGUGGACGUGGACGUGGACAUGGACGUGGACAUGGACGUGGACGUGGACGUGGACAUGGACGCGGACGUGGACGACAUGGACGUGGACGUGGACAUGGACGUGGACAUGGACGUGGACGUGGUCGUGGACAUGGACGUGGAGCACUUGGACGUGGACAUGGACGUGGACAUGGACGUGGACGUGGACGUAGACGUGGACGUGGACGUGGACGUGGACGUGGACGUGGAGGAAUUGGACGUGGUCGUGGACGUGGACGUGGACGUGGACGUGGAGGACUUGGACGUGGACAUGGACGUGGACAUGGACGUGGACGUGGACGUGGACAUGGACGUGGACAUGGUCGUGGACGUGGACGUGGACGUCGACACGUGGACGUGGACGUGGACCGUGGACGUGGACGUGGACCUGGACGUGGACGUGGACGUGGUCGUGGACGUGGACAUGGACGUGGACGUGGUCGUGGACGUGAACGUGGACGUGGACGUGGACGUGGACGUGGACAUGGACGUGGACAUGGACGUGGACAUGGACGUGGACGUGGACGUGGACGUGGACAUGGACGUGGACGUGGAUGACUUGGACGUGGACAUGGACGUGGUCGUGGACAUGGACGUGGACAUGGACAUGGACAUGGACAUGGACGUGGACAUGAACGCGGACGUGGACGUGGACGUGGACGUGGACAUGGACGUGGACGUGGACGUGGACGUCGAGGUGGACGUGGAGGUGGACAUGGACGUGGACGUGGACGUGGACGUGGACUUGGACGUGGACGUGGACGUGGACAUGGACGUGGAGGUGGAGGUGGACCUAGACGUGGACUUGGACGUGGACGUGGACGUGGACUUGAACUUGGACGUGGAUAUGGACGUGGACAUGGACGUGGAGGACUUGGACGUGGACGUGGACGUGGUCGUGGACAUGGACGUGGACAUGGACAUGGACAUGGACAUGGACGGGGACAUGGACGCGGACGUGGACGUGGACGUGGACGUGGACGUGGACAUGGACGUGGACGUGGACGUGGACGUCGAGGUGGACGUGGAGGUGGACAUGGACGUGGAUGUGGACGUGGACUUGGACGUGGACUUGGACGUGGAGGUGGAGGUGGACGUGGACGUGGACGUGGACGUGGACCUCGACGUGGAGGUGGACGUUGACGUGGACGUGGACGUGGUCAUGGACGUGGACAUGGACGUGGAGGUGGAGGUGGACGUGUACGUGGAGGUGGACGUGGACGUGAACGUGGACGUGGACGUGGAGGUGGAGGUGGAGGUGGAGGUGGAGGUGGAGGUAGAUGUGGACGUGGACGUGGACAUGGACGGGGACGUGGACGUGGAGGUGGACGUGGAGGUGGAGGUGGACGUGGAGGUGGACGUGGACGUGGACGUGUACGUGGAGGUGGAGGUGGACGUGGAGGUGGAGGUGGACGUGGACGUGGACGUGGACGUGGACGCGGACGUAGACGUGGAGGUGGACGUGGAGGUGGAGGUGGACGUGGAAGUGGACGUGGACGUGGACCUGGACGUGGAGGUGGACGUGGACUUGGACGUGGACGUGGAGGUGGAGGUGGAGGUGGAGGUGGAGGUGGACGUGGAGGUGGAGGUGGACGUGGACGUGGACAUGGACCUGGACAUGGUCGUGGACGUGGUCGUGGACGUGGACGUGGACGUGGACAUGGACGUGGACAUGGACGUGGACGUGGACGUGGACAUGGACGUGGACAUGGACGUGGACGUGGACGUGGACAUGGACGCGGACGUGGACGUGGACGCGGACGUGGACGGACGUGGACAUGGACGUGGACAUGGACGUGGACGUGGACGUGGACAUGGACGUGGACGUGGACAUGGACGUGGACAUGGACGUGGACGUGGUCGUGGACAUGGACGUGGAGCACUUGGACGUGGACAUGGACGUGGACAUGGACGUGGACGUGGACGUAGACGUGGACGUGGACGUGGACGUGGACGUGGAGGAAUUGGACGUGGACGUGGUCGUGGACGUGGACGUGGACGUGGACGUGGAGGACUUGGACGUGGACAUGGACGUGGACAUGGACGUGGACGUGGACGUGGACAUGGACGUGGACAUGGUCGUGGACAUGGUCGUGGACGUGGACGUGGACGUGGACGUGGACAUGGACGUGGACGUGGACGUGGACGUGGACGUCGAUGGGACAUGGACGUGGACGUGGACGUGGACGUGGACAUGGACGUGGACGUGGACGUGGUCGUGGACGUGGACCUAGACGUGGACGUGGACGUGGACCGUGGACGUGGACGUGGACCUGGACGUGGACGUGGACGUGGUCGUGGACGUGGACAUGGACGUGGACGUGGUCGUGGACGUGGACGUGGACGUGGACGUGGACAUGGACGUGGACAUGGACGUGGACAUGGACGUGGACGUGGACGUGGACGUGGACAUGGACGUGGACGUGGACGUCGACGUCGAUGGGACAUGGACGUGGACGUGGACGUGGACAUGGACGUGGAAGUGGACGUGGACAUGGACGUGGACGUGGACGUGGACGUGGACGUGGACGUGGAAAUGGACGUGGACAUGGACGUGGAGGACUUGGACGUGGACAUAGACGUGGUCGUGGACAUGGACGUGGACAUGGACAUGGACAUGGACAUGGACGUGGACAUGGACGCGGACGUGGACGUGGACGUGGACAUGGACGUGGACGUGGACGUGGACGUCGAGGUGGACGUGGAGGUGGACAUAGACGUGGACGUGGACGUGGACGUGGACGUGGACUUGGACGUGGACGUGGACGUGGACGUGGACAUGGACGUGGAGGUGGAGGUGGACCUAGACGUGGACUUGGACGUGGACGUGGACGUGGACGUGGACUUGAACGUGGACGUGGAUAUGGACAUGGACAUGGACGUGGAGGACUUGGACGUGGACAUGGACGUGGUCGUGGACAUGGACGUGGACAUGGACAUGGACAUGGACAUGGACGUGGACAUGGACGCGGACGUGGACGUGGACGUGGACGUGGACGUGGACAUGGACGUGGACGUGGACGUCGAGGUGGACGUGGAGGUGGACAUGGACGUGGACGUGGACGUGGACUUGGACGUGGACUUGGACGUGGAGGUGGAGGUGGACGUGGACGUGGACGUGGACCUGGACGUGGAGGUGGACGUGGACGUGGACGUGGACGUGGUCAUGGACGUGGACAUGGACGUGGAGGUGGAGGUGGACGUGUACGUGGAGGUGGACGUGGACGCGAACGUGGACGUGGACGUGGAGGUGGAGGUGGAGGUGGAGGUGGAGGUGGAGGUAGAUGUGGACGUGGACGUGGACAUGGACGGGGACGUGGACGUGGAGGUGGACGUGGAGGUGGAGGUGGACGUGGAGGUGGACGUGGACGUGGACGUGUACGUGGAGGUGGAGGUGGACGUGGAGGUGGAGGUGGACGUGGACGUGGACGUGGACGCGGACGUAGACGUGGAGGUGGACGUGGAGGUGGAGGUGGAGGUGGAAGUGGACGUGGACGUGGACCUGGACGUGGAGGUGGACGUGGACGUGGACAUGGACCUGGACAUGGUCGUGGACGUGGUCGUGGACGUGGACGUGGACGUGGACGUGGACGUGGAGGUGGAGGUGGACGUGGACGUGGACGUGGAGGUGGAGGUGGACGUGGACGUGGAGGUGGACGUGGACGUGGACGUGGAGGUGGACGUGGACGUGGACGUGGACGUGGACGUGGACAUGGACGUGGACGUGGACAUGGACGUGGACGUGGACGUGGACAUGGACGUGGACGUGGACAUGGACGUGGACGUGGACGUGGACGUUGACAUGGACGUGGACGUGGACGUGGAGGACUUGGACGUGGACAUGGACGUGGACGUGGACGUGGACGUGGACGUGGACAUGGACGUGGACGUGGGGGACUUGGACGUGGACAUGGACGUGGUCGUGGUCGUAGACGUGGACAUGGACAUGGACGUGGACAUGGACCUGGACGUGGAGGUGGACGUGGACGUGGACGUGGUCAUCGACGUGGACAUGGACGUGGAGGUGGAGGUGGACGUGUACGUGGAGGUGGAGGUGAACGUGGACGUGGACGUGGACCUGGACCUGGACGUGGACGUGGACGUGGACGUGGAGGUGGAGGUAGAUGUGGACGUGGACGUGGACAUGGACGGGGACGUGGACGUGGAGGUGGACGUGGAGGAGGAGGUGGACGUGGAGGUGGACGUGGACGUGGACGUGUACGUGGAGGUGGAGGUGGACGUGGAGGUGGACGUGGACGUCGACGUGGACGUGGACGUGGACGCGGACGUAGACGUGGAGGUGGACGUGAAGGUGGAGGUGGACGUGGAAGUGGACGUGGACGUGGACCUGGACGUGGAGGUGGACGUGGACUUGGACGUGGACAAGGAGGUGGAGGUGGAGGUGGAGGUGGAGGUGGAGGUGGAGGUGGAGGUGGACGUGGACGUGGACAUGGACCUGGACAUGGUCGUGGACGUGGUCGUGGACGUGGACGUGGACGUGGACGUGGACGUGGAGGUGGAGGUGGAGGUGGACGUGGACGUGGAGGUGGAGGUGGACGUGGACGUGGAGGUGGACGUGGACGUGGACGUGGAGGUGGACGUGGACGUGGACGUGGACGUGGACGUGGACAUGGACGUGGACGUGGACGUGGACAUGGACGUGGACGUGGACGUGGACAUGGACGUGGACGUGGACAUGGACGUGGACGUGGACGUGGACGUUGACAUGGACGUGGACGUGGACGUGGAGGACUUGGACGUGGACAUGGACGUGGACGUGGACGUGGACAUGGACGUGGACGUGGGGGACUUGGACGUGGACAUGGACGUGGUCGUGGUCGUAGACGUGGACGUGGACAUGGACGUGGACAUGGACGUGGACGUGGACGUGGUCGUGGACGUGGACGUGGUCGUGGUCGUGGACGUGCACGUGGACGUGGACGUGGUGGACGUGGACGUGGACGUGGACGUGGAGGUGGAGGUGGACAUGGACGUGGAGGUGCAGGUGGAGGUGGACGUGGACGUGGACGUGGAGGUGGAGGUGGACGUGGACGUGGACGUGGACCUGGACGUGGACGUGGACGUGGACGUGGUCAUGGACGUGGACGUGGACGUGGAGGUGGACGUGGACGUGGACUUGGACGUGGUCGUGGACGUGGACAUGGACGUGGACGUGGACGUGGACAUGGAGGUGGAUGUGGACGUGGAGGUGGAGGUGGACGUGGACGUGGACGUGGACGUAGACGUGGACGUGGACGUGGAGGUGGAGGUGGACGUUGACGUGGACGUGGACGUGGACAUAGACGUGCACGUAGACGUGGAGGUGGACGUGGAGGUGGAUGUGGACGUGGAGGUGGACGUGGACGUGGUCGUGGACGUGGACGUGGACAUGGACGUGGACGUGGACGAGGACAUGGAUGUGGACCUGGAAGUGGACAUGGACGUGGACGUGGACGUGGACGUGGACGUGGACAUGGACGUGGACGUGGACGUGGACGUGGACAUGGGCGUGGACAUGGACGUGGAGGACUUGGACGUGGACAUGGACGUGGUCGUGGACGUGGACGUGGACGUGGAGGACUUGGACGUGGACAUGGACGUGGACAUGGACGUGGACGUGGACGUGGUCGUGGACGUGGAUAUGGUCGUGGACGUGGACGUGGACGUGGACGUGGACAUGGACGUGGACGUAGACGUGGACAUGGACGUGGACAUGGACGUGGACGAGACGUGGACAUGGACAUGGACCUGGUCGUAG